AGGCGACCUUGAAGUUGGUCCAAUUUUGUUAAUCCCAUCGUUAGUAGCCGGAAGUAUUAAAACCUCUCGAAGCAAAACCCAGGCGACCCAUCACAGCGUUCGUUGACGGCCAUCAUUUCUGGCUACAGGAGUUAACACUUUCAGUUCAUCAAUGGCAGCAAGGGUGAGAGCGUCGUCGAUUUUCGCAGCUACAGCAGCUCUGGUAAUAAUAGCUGCCGCAUCCUUCAGCUGGCCAUUAGCCUCUGCCGCUUCCCCGAAAUCUUUCGUCAAGAAGACCAUCAAAUCGCACCAGAUCGUCAUCUUCUCCAAAUCCUAUUGCCCAUAUUGUAGGAGGGCUAAAGCUGUUUUCAAAGAGUUGAACCAGAAGCCAUAUGUGGUUGAACUUGACGAGAGAGAUGAUGGGCAAGACAUCCAGGCUGCAUUGGGUCAGCUCGUAGGGAAACGAACAGUACCUCAGGUUUUCAUCAACGGCAAGCACAUUGGUGGCUCUGAUGAUACUGUUGAAGCAUAUGAGAGUGGUGAACUGGCUAAGCUUCUGGGCAUUAACGUGGAUGAAAAGGAGGAUUUGUGAACUAACACUCCAUCGAGAUGGUUUUUCGGUAUCUGAAUCCAGCUUGGUACGUGCGACCAAGGGCGUUCCUAUCUAUAGAUAGAGGCUGUUUGCUCGACAUCCUGACUAAAUAGUUGCAACCAGCAGUGAGUUCUAGUGAGUGCUAUUUGGUAUAAUCAACCAGAAGCUAGUCAUUCACCUGUGAGCUAAUAAUAGUUGGUGCUAUCUUACAAUGUUAGUUAUGAGAAUUGACUGCAGACUUUGUAAUGAAAAACGACUCAGAUUGUACGGUUUGAAAGUUCGAUACAGGAUUUUGAAUGACAUCCGUGUGGAUGAACCUUAUGCAUGAUUUGAUUCACUUCCAAAAUUCGGACGAUCUUUAUCUUUGAUGGAUUGGUUAUGCUGCUGAUAUCCUGGACAGGUUAGGGGUUGGAGGCUUGGAGUACUGGCUUACUUUCUAUGUUGA
This is a messenger RNA of Linum tenue, 1016 nucleotides long. NCBI's taxonomy places the organism in Eukaryota, Viridiplantae, Streptophyta, Magnoliopsida, Malpighiales, Linaceae. The record is from the annotation of a GenBank genome assembly.